Messenger RNA from Closterium sp. NIES-65, 1353 nucleotides. NCBI's taxonomy places the organism in Eukaryota, Viridiplantae, Streptophyta, Zygnematophyceae, Desmidiales, Closteriaceae. The record is from the annotation of a GenBank genome assembly.
AUGAGUGGUUCUUUGCCAGAUCUGUGUCCCCCACGUUCAUCCCUCCGUGCGGCCGUCCAAUCUGGUUUCCUCGCCGCGCGCCGAAAUGAAGUCCGCACGAGCAGCGCAGUUGACGGCGGGGAAGGCGCUGGUGGUGGUGGGGUCGGCGAACGCGGACGUGGUACGUGGAGGUGGCGCGCAUGCCGCUGGCGGGGCGAGACGGUCAGCGCCACCUCGGGCUGCACGUUGCCCGGCGGCAAGGGCGCCAACCAGGCCGCGGCGGGCGCCCGCCUGGGACAUCCCACGUACCUCAUCGGACAGGUGGGCAGCGACGCCAACGGCGCGAUGCUGUCGGCAGCGCUGGCAGGCACGGGCGUGCGCGUGGACCACCUGGUCACGCUAGGCGCGCCCGCGCCCGCCUCUUCCUCCGCCGCCAUGACCCACCGCACAGGCGGAGGCAGAGGCAGCAGCUGCAGCCCAGAGAGCGGCGUCGGCGGCAGCACGGGCCGCCGCAGAGGCAGCGGCAGCAGCAGAUGGACAGAGCGAGGCUGCUGCAAGGGGGGGCGGGCCGCUGCCGCUGCUUCUGCUGCGACUGCGGCUGCUAACAUGGCAGGGGGCGGUGGAGAAGGGAGUGUGGCAACAGGGCAGGCGAUAGUGAUGCUGCAGGCGGACGGCAGCAACGCCAUCAUCAUUGUGGGCGGGGCGAACAUGGCGUGGAGCAAGAGGCGCGUGGAGGGCAGGGGUGGGGGGCGCAGGGAGUCGUUCUUCAGCGAGCAGGCGAGGGAGGCGAUCCGCGGGGCGGGCAUGGUGCUGCUGCAGAGGGAGCUGCCGGACGACGUCAAUGCUGAAGCCGCGGAGCUGGCAGGGGCAGCGGGAGUGCCAGUGGUGCUGGACAUGGGGGGCAUGGACGGGCCUCUACCAGACGCCAUGGUGCGGCGCGUGGCAGUGAUGAGCCCCAACGAGACGGAGCUGUCUCGCCUCACAGGCCUGCCCGUCUCCUCCAUCCCCGACGCCGAGAGGGCUGCGCUCACCUUGCUGGCCAAGGGAGUGCCCAAGGUGCUGGUGAAGCUGGGCAGCAGUGGCUCCUUGCUCGUGUCCUCCUCCCCUCUCGCACCCGCCUCCUCCUCCUCGCCCCUCUCUGCCACUCUCACCACGGGUACGGAUGGCUCGGGGCGGUCAUGUGUGGCAGCUGCGGCAGCCAGUGGUGCCGGCGCGCACAGUGGUGGACACAACAGGGGCCGGCGAUACCUUCAACCGCUGCAUAUGCCGUGGCACUGCUGUCCGGCUCCUCCGAUGCUGAUGCGCUGCUAUUCGCCUGUGAGUCCAUCCAAGGGUGGUCGGAUUGUGGGGGGUGCGGGGGGAGGAAAGGUGUAG